AUGUUCCGGCAGGAUCGGCUCCUAAAAACUUGUUGCGACGCACCGUUUGCAUCAUUUUUGCUUCCCCAAAUGGACAUACGUGACGCUGAAGAAAUCCUGUGUCUGCUCGAUUCGUGCAUUUCGGCCAUCAAAUGGCGGCUGAGGCCUUCGGCAAAGCGCCGCCUAGAAACUGAUGUCCUUGCUCUAUGUACUCGACUAAGGGCCGUGGUGAUGGUUGACUAUGGCGGAAAGAUGCCAGAGCUACAAGAUCAUCUCCGUGAUUUAUUGAGUUCUAUGCGCAAGGAGUGCACAUUGCUACUUCCAUUGAAUAUAAUGAUAAUAGAAGAUAUGAUUUACAUGGUACAUGUUGAAGGAAUGGCCGAGUUGUCAAAUCUCUCCUUACAACAACGACUACAUUUUGUAAACCUUGAAGCUGAUCCUCCACAGUUGAUUUUGCAAACAAAUCAGACCUUAUCAAUGUCUGAAUUUGUAUCAGUUCAAAAGCUAUUUUCUUCCAUAUUUCCAUGUAAUGCUGUUGUCAAUACCAUACAUGGAGCUAUGCCCUCAUCCAUGGAUCAAAGUGUAGAACUGUUGCAACGCAAUACUAAUUUGGCUUCCAUCGCUGAUCUGGCUGCUUCUCAACAAUGUGAGAUCAUUGAUCUGACCAGUUUCCUAAAAGACAUGCAGAUUACCAUACCAGCUCUGAAUGGGUGGCUUCUUGGUUAUCCCGUAGUAUAUUUAUUCCGGAAAGAGCACGCUGCUGAUGCUGUGUAUAAUCUCUCCACAAAGUAUCUCCAUAUCUACAAGAUAGUUAUUUGCAGACUUCAGACACCCAGCAGAAAAGCUUGCGAAGAAGAGCUGCUGAGUUUCUCGGUACCAUAUGAACUGAGCUUAGAGCGGGAAAAAGAAGCAUGGGCAGAAGCUUUUUUCGCACACAUGCUGGCAAAGUUUGAGACAUGCAAGCAGGUUUGGUCGAGAAUUCGCUUAGAGGUUGAAGAGGCGCUACACCUGUGUAACACUUGAAACCCUUUUCGCCAAGAGUAACCAGAAGAAGCUCCAUGGAUGGAUGCCAGCGUGGUAGAGCUACUUCAUCUUCAACUGAGUCUUUUCCAGCCAAGAACUCCAUCUCAGCAUUACUAAUCUUAAUGAUAUCAGCCUGUUCCCAUUUGCUCAUGGUUUGCUUCUUUGCCUCUGCUUCCGAUGGCCAUAAUGGCAGAACUCCCCCACCUAUUUUGCCGCUUCAAAUGUGGAGAUCUGCAUGGUUCUGUGAUCAAGCUUAUAGAUCCGUAGUGGAAGAUUUUUGCCUGGAUGUAGUCGAGAGCAAACAGGUUGAUGAAAAAGAAGGGAAUGAAUUGCAUAUAUCGUCCUUCGACAGUUAGAGACGUGUUAUAAAAGGUUCGGCCCACUAUUUUCAAAGAGACUUGGAGAAGACUGAGAGAAUUGAAUGUGCAUCAAUUUUUUGAACUCUCCCCCAUAUCCUUAAGAUCAUAUCCUAACUAUGCACAUUUUGAAUUGCUCGGAUAUUGAUCGUGUGCUAUUCAGAUUAGGUGGGAAGGAGGUGAGUUUUGAUGCGGAUCAAGUUGCUUUGCUAAUUGACAUGCCCAACAGAGGACCAACAGCAAGCUAGAAAAAACAAGCCCUCAGUGGUAUGGAUGCCAGGAAAAUAAAGAGUGAACUAGCUAAGGUGUCACUCAGAGAGUCUUUCGGUGUCGUCGAUGAACUAUUUAUUAUGUUUUUUGUUGGCAAAUUUACUAGUCCCUUCGAGCAAUUUUGGUGUGGUCGAAUGACUUUAUUCAUUUGCUGAGAAUUUGGAUUCUUUUGCUACAUUUAAUUGGCCUGCAACUAUAUGUGAA
Messenger RNA from Phalaenopsis equestris, 1832 nucleotides. RefSeq lists its product as uncharacterized. The coding region runs from base 1 to 1002 and encodes 333 amino acids. The transcript is spliced from 9 exons. The record is from RefSeq and is a predicted model, not a curated record. NCBI's taxonomy places the organism in Eukaryota, Viridiplantae, Streptophyta, Magnoliopsida, Asparagales, Orchidaceae.